Eriocheir sinensis (Chinese mitten crab) is the source of this 4276-nucleotide messenger RNA. RefSeq lists its product as uncharacterized. The record is from RefSeq and is a predicted model, not a curated record. The transcript is spliced from 6 exons. The coding region runs from base 5 to 2203 and encodes 732 amino acids. NCBI's taxonomy places the organism in Eukaryota, Metazoa, Arthropoda, Malacostraca, Decapoda, Varunidae.
ACUCAUGCCAGCUGUUGGGCGCCGGGUGGGAGUCGAACCCUGGGUCUUCUACUUGGCGGGCGUGAUGGGGGUCCUGGGCGUGGCCGUGGGCGUGGCCGUGGGCGUUUACCUCAUCAGGAAGUACAGGGAGAGGCAAUGGGGGUGGUGUAAGAGCAAGAGGAGGCUGGACGGCAAGGUGGUGGUGGUGACGGGCGCCAAUUCGGGCAUCGGCAAGGAGGCGGCGAGGGACCUGGUGGGCCGAGGGGCAUUGGUGGUGCUUGCGUGCCGGAAUAAGGAUGCUGCGCUGGAGGCCGUCAAGGACAUUCGCACCACCACUGGGGACGGGGAGAUGAUCGUAAUGGAGGUGGACCUCGGAGAUCUCGCCUCGGUCCGCAGUUUCUCCGCGUCGCUGCUGAGCAAGUUCGAUCGGCUGGACGUGCUGGUCAACAACGCCGGUGUGUUUGUGCCGCCGGAUGACCGCGCCAAGACCAAGGACGGGGUUGAGAUACACUUUGGGGUCAACCACCUCGGGCAUUUCCUCCUGACGCAGCUCCUUCUCCCUCGCCUCCAGACUACCCCGGGGUCAAGGAUUGUCACAGUCUCAUCAUCUCUCUACAAGUCGGCAAAGAUCGAUUUCGACAACCUGGAGGGCGAGAAGGGCUGGGACCGCUCGCAAAGAAACGCACUCUAUAGCAUCUCAAAGCUCGCCAACAUUAUGCAUAGUCAGGAGCUGGCGCGGCGGACGGCAGGAACACACGUCCGAGCCUUCGCCCUGUGCCCGGGUUUUGUGUUGACGAAUUUGUCCCGCUACUCAGCCCCCAAGUAUGCGUUCCUGCUGAAGGUUCUGUUUGCUCCGUUUAUGCUGUUCUUGAUGCGCAGCGCUCGGCAGGGCGCUCAAUCAACCAUCUACUGCGCCGUCUCGGAAGAACUCGACAACAAGGAAUGGACAAUGGUAGCCAACUGCAAACCGUGCCCUGUUACCGAGGUGGCCCAGGACCCUGCCACAGCUGAACGUCUCUGGGAGGUGUCCCUGGCGAUGGUAGGGGAGGCAGGGAGGGCCGAGGUGGGUGUCGCAGGGAGGAGCAGGGUGGAGAAGGAGGAGGAGAAGGAGGAGAGGAAUGAUAUGAAAGUGGAGGAUUUGAUUGGGUUUGAGGCAGCUUCUGAGGCCAUGGCAGGGGUUGGUGAGGUGACAGAGAGCUUGGGAACGGCAGGGGAAUCUAAGAGCAUUACAACAGGGUUAGAAGAGACAGAAAAAGCGGCUGAAAAAGUGGAGAAUUUGAUAGGCUUCGAGGCAGCCUCUGAGGCCAUGGCAGGAGCUGGUAUGUCAACAGAGGAUUCAUUGAACGCAGGGGAAUCUAAGACCAUUAGUACAGGGUUGGAAGCGACAGAAAACCCGACAGAAACAAAAGAAAAGGUGGACAGCUUAAUAGGGUUUGAGGCAUUCUCUGGGGCCAAGACAGAGAGCUCGGGGAAACUAGGGGAAUCCAAGACUACAAAUACAGGGUUAAAAUCCACAGAAAAAGCCCCGGAAAUGACCACAGGGUUCAAGAAUGCCACGGAACAAGUCGGAACUCCACAAGCUGCACCCAAGAUUGAAAUACCCAAAGAAACGCGGGAGACAGAGAAGGGGCUCGGUAACGUCGCAGGAGUUGAACAGACGAGAGAGGAAAUCGUAAAGCCACAAGUCACCAGCGAGAUUAAAAUGCCCAAAGAAACGCAGGAGACAGAGAAAGGGCUCGGUAACCUCGCAGGAGUUCAACAGACAAGAGAGGAAAUCGUAAAGCCACAAGUUACUGCCAAGUUUGAAAUACCGAAAGAAACAUUAAAGGAAAAAGCCACAGAGGUUCAGAAAGAGGCAGAGAAGGGCGUGAGUGUCCUGCCAGGGGUGAAGGGUGCCGUGACAGGGGUAGGGUCAGCUGGCAGGGGAGGAGAUAAGAACGGAGAGGUGAAGGAGGAGGAAAGGGAAGAGACGGAGAAGAAGGAGCAGCUGAAAGGCGUGAAGGAGGAGUCUGAGGAGGAGGAAGAGGAGGAGGAGGAGAUGGAGGAUGACCUUGUGUUAGUGAAGCGAACCACACAAGCACAGGAGGAAGAAUCUGAAGAGGAGGAGGAGGAGGAGGAGGAGGAAGAAGAGUCGGAGGAAGAGGAGGAAAGUGAGGAGGAAAAUAUAGAUGUUAAUGAUAAACGGGAGCUUGUGAAAGGCAAACCUAGACGUCCGCUGAAGUAAAUAGUGUGUGUGUGUGUGUGUGUGUGUGUGUGUGUGUGUGUGUGUGUGUGGUGCGUUUGAUUAAGACUGUAUCCAAUUUCUGUAUGUGUAUUUUUUUUGUUUAUCCGAUUUCGUUUCGCCUAUAGUACCAGUAGGCUUUUUUGGCUGUUCCUGUUGGUCCACCCCAGGCUGUUAGUGUCACAGGGAAGUGUUUACAGUGGUGCCAUCUUGCUUAGCUCACACUACCCCCAGGAGCUAUGGAGUCCGGGUCGAUAGGCGGUCUCUCAUCAGGACUGCAUGUGGGUACUAGUCUUAGGCCACUCAGCGUUGACGGAAUACUAGGAGCUUGUGUUAGUGAGUGGGGCUCCAACCUGGGUCCCUAAGCUUUGGAAGAGAGUGGCAGGGCUUCUGUGCCAACGUAGUCAUUCGUAAACAUUAUGGCACAUGUAUUCGACAGGGCUUUCGUAGGAGUUGUGGGAGGCAUUUCCAGGGGGUAGUUUUGUGACCCUGGUGGUAGUUCGACAAAAGCUUUCGACUCUAAGGGUUUUGUAGCAUUUCCAGGGGUAGUAUUGUGACCCUGGUGGUAGUUCGACAAAAGCUUUCGACUAAGGAUUUCAUAGGAGUUUUGGGGCACAUUUCCGGGGGUAGUUUUGUGACCCUGGUGGUAGUUCGACAAAAGCUUUCGACUCUAAGGCUUUCAUAGGAGUUUUGGAGCAUUUCCAGGGGUAGUUUUGUGACCCUGGUGGUAGUUCGACAAAAGCUUUCAACUCUAAGAAUUUCAUAGGAGUUUUGGGGCAUUUCCAGGGGUAGUUUUGUGACCCUGGUGGUAGUUUGGCAAAGUUCCUGCACUGUGGAUGUAAAGAAAUGCUCGUGGGAAUGUGUUUCACCUCUGUUUUGGCCCUUAGAAAUGACUGAUGCAGGAGAAGGAUGUGUAAGAAUGCUGACUCCAGGCUUUCAACUCCAAGGCUUACGUAGGAGUUUUGGGAGGCAUUUCUGGGGGUAGUUUUGUGACCCUGGUGGUACUUCGAAAAAGGUCCUUCACUGAAUACCGAAUCCCGGCUGAAGGCAGGAGUGUAAGGAUGGAAAUUGCCCUUUGUCACGAUGUUGGUAAUACUGUAUUUUAUUAGUUAUGUAUGUACUAUUAUUAUUAUUAUUAUUAUUGAUUGGAAAAUUGGUUGUGUAUCGAUUUCUCUGAUUAUUCAUGUGAGGGCUCCAUGUCGCAAAGUGUGUUCGUAAGUUUGUGAAUAGCUCGUAAGUCACGUUCCGCUUAUCGCCAAACGAGAUGCCGUAGUUUUUAACACACACACACACACACACACACACACACACACACACAAACACACACACACAGAAGUGCCUGGCAUAUGUAGGUGGAAAACUUGCUGUAAAAAAGGAAAAAAUAAAAGAUUGGAAGGAAUAAUGAAAUGAAAACAGAACAUAAAAUAAAUAAAGAAAAUCAGGAUAGAGAAAUACGGAAGGAGGAGGAGGAGGAGGAGGAGGAGGAGGAGACGCCUUUACUAGUAGAAACAUGGAUACCUUUAUUUUUAUUUAUAACAAUCAACUCCGUCCCUAAAGUAAAAUAAAAUGCUAAACUCUCCUCGGAACUUAAUAAAAUACUAUGUUUACAAAAUCUCCCAUUGGUAAUACACACACCAUCUACCUCACUACACACCAAGUUGCAGUGUUACCAGUAUAGAAAUUUGACCCUGACCCGUGACUUUUUUUCCAACUUACUUUUUCUGUUUGUAAGGAAGAAGUUGCAGUGUUACCAGUAUAGAAAUUUGACCCUGACCAGUGACUUUUUUUCCAACUUACUUUUUCUGUUUGUAAGGAAGAAGUUGCAGUGUUACCAGUAUAGAAAUUUGACCCUGACCCGUGACUUUUUUUCCAACUUACUUUUUCUGUUUGUGAGGAAGAAGUUGCAGUGUUACCAGUAUGAAAAUUUGACCCUGACUAGUGACUUUUUUUCCAACUAACUUUUUCUGUCUAAGGAAGAAUUUGCAGUGUUACCAGUAUAGAAAUUUAACGCAGACUAGUGACUUUUUUUCCAACUAACUUUUUCUGUCUGUAAGGAAGAAGUUGCAUUGUUACCAG